CCCCGCUGGCUAAGUACAUUGGGGUAAAAUAUACUUUGCGUAAAAAUGAGCACUCUACUUUAGACAAAUUAAUAUUUUAAUAACAACGGCAGGAUCAAUAACAUCAUAUUUCCGGGUUUAAUCGAGGGGAAUUUAAUUCAUUCGAUGGAGUAGGUCUUCUUACGAUGUGAAUUUUAUUAUUGGGAAUUCAAAAACCAGUUUUUUGGGAUAUUCUGAGUGCGAUUUUUGGUGGGCAUCGGUUUUUGGAGGUUGGAGAUCAGGGGGAUAUGGAUGAUGAAUUGGAGGAUAAAGUGCUUUAUCAGACGUACGUUUCAUACAUGAAGCUCCUCUCAAAAUUCGCCGUGGGCCUGCCCACUAGCCUAACCGCUGGCUCCAACACACCAAUCGGUUAUUUUUGGAAGAUGAUGCGUCUGUAUGCACUCAAGCCAGAAGUGUUGUUCUGUGGUACAGUUAUGUUCGUCAUACUAUUCUAUCUACAGGCAGUCGAUGUUUGGAGCAGAACUUUACUCGGGAAAAUCCAAUAUACCCUCGGAAAAACGAGUUCGAAGGUAUCGAAACUUCAGUUCCUCGUUGCCAAUGCAAGCACCAGUGGCGAAAAAGUCAAGUGGGAACUCAGGGAGGGUUAUGUCGCGGCAUACGCAGUACAGGGACAUCGGCCUCAUAUGGAGGAUAGAUUCGUAGUUAAUGAGGAUAUCAACAAAACGGGGGUCUCGGUUUUUGCGGUUUUUGAUGGACACGGGGGAGAGUUCGCAGCGGAUUAUGCUCGCGAUAAGUUGAUGCCCAACAUAAACAAGAAAGUGAUCGAGCUGAAGAAGAUGAUAGCAGGAAAAGCUCCAGCGAACCCUCAGGAACCAGACGUCCCGAAUUCCCCGAGUGAAACAAAAGUGCCUGAGAGUCCGCUGGAGAAACGCAAGUCUUUCCGGAAGACAGUAUCCACCACUGAUGACACAGUAAAAAGUAAAUCAGGCACAAUAACAGACCCGGAGCUCCUCAACAAGCUGAGCAGUCUAGUUCGCCCAAUAACGAGGGAAAUCCGCCACGAUCGGCCCCCUGAGGCCCCGCCGAAGACGGUGGACAUGUCGAUGUACAUAGAGGGACAGAGGAUUAAUUACGCUAAGCUCUUGACUGAUGAGGUGUUGGCCGUGGACAGUCAUCUCGUUCAAGCCGCCAAGAAGAACCUGGAUGUGGCUGGAACUACAGCUCUGAUCGCCAUCCUGGAGGACAAUAAAUUAACAGUAGCGAAUGUUGGUGACUCCAGAGGUGUUAUGUGUGAUAGUAAGGGAAACGCAAUUCCCCUGUCCUUCGAUCACAAGCCUCAGCAGCAGCGCGAGAGACAGAGGAUCAACAAAGCCGGAGGUUUGGUGACAUUCAACGGUGUCUGGAGAGUGGCUGGAAUCCUGGCAACGUCCCGAGCCCUCGGAGAUUAUCCUCUGAAGGACAGAAAACUGGUCAUUGCUGAUCCAGAUAUUCUGACGUUCGAUUUGAGCGAUCACGAUCCGUCCUUUCUCAUCCUCGCAUCUGAUGGCCUGUGGGACACUUUCUCGAAUGAAGAGGCUGUUGCCUAUAUCAGGGAGAGGCUGAACGAGCCCUACUUCGGGGCAAAAAGCCUCACGCUGCAGAGUUUUUACAGAGGAUCACUGGAUAAUAUCACUGUUGUCGUCAUUAAUCUAAGAAAUCGUAAAUACAGCAUAUCAGAGCUCAACAGGGCAGAGUGAUGAUAAUUUAUACGGAUUAAUUAGGAAAUUAUUGUUAUUCUUAGACGUUUUCUUCGUGAUGACGACGUUUUGUUGAUCUUCUAGUCAUUUUGUGGGAAGUGGGCUGGUGGUCGAGCUAUUUUCCGAAUUAUUUUGGAAUUUCCAUGGAGUUGUUUCGACGGAAAUGAAGGGGUCGAUUUUAAUAAACGUAUUCAUGAUGAAGAUUUUGUUUUUUUUUCACACUGUGGAAUAAUUACAAUUUUUAGUACGUUCUCAGUGUUUCCUCUUCGUAAAAACUCAUCAUCUUUAUUUUUAUGAAAAUGGAAAAACGUUUGUUAUAAAAAUAAUUAUUGAUAAACGACGAACAAUAAAAAAAUGAGUUUCACCAGCA
This is a messenger RNA of Diachasmimorpha longicaudata, 2085 nucleotides long. Its product is annotated as protein phosphatase 1L. The record is from RefSeq and is a predicted model, not a curated record. NCBI's taxonomy places the organism in Eukaryota, Metazoa, Arthropoda, Insecta, Hymenoptera, Braconidae. Gene Ontology annotation, biological process: positive regulation of canonical NF-kappaB signal transduction; negative regulation of canonical NF-kappaB signal transduction; peptidyl-threonine dephosphorylation. Gene Ontology annotation, molecular function: protein serine/threonine phosphatase activity; cation binding. The transcript has 5 exons. Gene Ontology annotation, cellular component: cytosol; nucleus. Bases 267 to 1715 code for a protein of 482 amino acids.